AGGUGUCCAGUUGGGGUAGGGAGUCUCAACCAGGGGAGGCAGGGUACAACAACCUAUAGCCCACUCUGUUACCCAGCCUCAUGUAAAUCAAUUUUAGGGAAGCAAGAGAUCGAUACUCCAUCUGGACUUAGUUUUUCCUUUUCUUCCAUCUCACAUAUAGGAAAGUUUACAGGAGAAGCCUAGAAGCCAAGGACAUAGCUGAGGAGGGAACAGCAGAGAUGGGGAGUGGAGCCAGUACUGAGGACAAAGAACUGGCCAAGAGGUCCAAGGAGCUAGAAAAGAAGCUGCAGGAGGAUGCUGACAAGGAAGCAAAGACUGUCAAGCUGCUAUUGCUGGGUGCUGGGGAGUCAGGAAAGAGCACUAUCGUCAAGCAGAUGAAGAUCAUUCACCAGGAUGGGUAUACAGCAGAAGAAUGCCUGGAGUUCAAGACUGUCAUCUAUGGGAAUGUGUUACAGUCCAUCCUGGCUAUCAUCCGGGCUAUGUCCACACUGGGCAUUGACUAUGCUGAACCAAGCUGCGCGGAUGAUGGGCGACAGCUCAAUAACCUGGCCGACUCCAUUGAGGAGGGGACCAUGCCUCCUGAGCUGGUGGAGGUCAUCAGAAAGUUGUGGAAGGAUGGUGGAGUUCAAGCUUGCUUCGAAAGAGCUGCAGAAUAUCAGCUCAAUGACUCAGCAUCCUACUACCUGAACCAACUGGACAGGAUUACAGACCCCAACUACAUUCCUAAUGAGCAAGAUGUUUUGAGAUCUAGAGUGAAAACUACAGGCAUUAUUGAAACCAAGUUUUCUGUCAAAGACUUGAAUUUCAGGAUGUUUGAUGUGGGAGGGCAGAGAUCUGAGAGAAAGAAGUGGAUCCACUGCUUUGAGGGUGUCACCUGCAUCAUCUUCUGUGCAGCGCUCAGUGCCUACGACAUGGUACUGGUGGAAGAUGAUGAAGUGAAUCGUAUGCAUGAGUCUUUGCAUCUGUUCAACAGCAUAUGUAACCACAAGUUCUUUGCGGCUACUUCCAUUGUGCUCUUUCUCAACAAGAAAGAUCUUUUUGAGGAAAAAAUCAAGAAAGUCCAUCUCAGUAUUUGUUUUCCAGAGUAUGAAGGGAACAACUCCUUUGAGGAUGCGGGGAAUUAUAUCAAGAACCAGUUCCUUGACCUCAAUAUGCGAAAAGAUGUCAAAGAAAUCUACAGUCACAUGACCUGUGCUACAGAUACACAGAAUGUCAAAUUUGUGUUUGAUGCAGUUACAGAUAUCAUCAUCAAAGAAAACCUCAAGGACUGCGGGCUCUUCUAAUCUUCACCUGUUCUCAGGUCUUCAGAAUGACUAUGAGGGAAAUGCUACAAAAAGACCGCCAGCUACAAUGAAUACAUUUGUUGGUGCUGCCACAGGAUGUUAACUUUUCUGCAGUACAGUAUAAUCCUGAGUAUCACAAAGAACAUUAUAAAACAUCUUCAAAUAUAUUAUUUCCAUUUGAUCAGAACCUCAGAUUAUAGCAGGAAGGAAUAAUUUAGUCUAGUCCAUCUUUAGAGAACAGAUGAGUGAUAUGACUAAAAGUAACCUAUGCAAGGUUUCAUGGCAAAUAGCAGAAAAAGGACAAGAACUCAUCACUCCGAACAACUUUCAAUCUCACGAGACUUUCAGAGGUUUCUGCACCUUUAUCCUAGAUGAACAAGGAUAAACAGAAAGAACAGGUAACUUCUUGUAUUCUAACUACUGGGAAUCUCUCUUGCAUAUAAAAGUCUUUGGGGUUAUUCUGGAUAUUCUGAAUAUUAAGGUCAGAGGCAGAGGCUACGAGCAGACAAUUAACCAGGUUGUACAGAAUUAAUAUUCCAGCUAUCAAAGAUUUUAACAGUUUAGUUACUGAAUGGCUAAUAUAUUUAGAUAGUAUAUCCCACAGCAUAUUUUAAUAUUUGAUUAUUUCUGCCAUCUUAUGAUUACCAUUAGAUUUCAGGAAAAGAAAACAUUACUACUGGACAAAGACUUUUUACAUUUGACCCAUCAAUAGUUUAGAGCUAGCCAGUGCUGCUUUAUUUCACCAACUCUGACUAUUCAUAUUAUUACAAAUAAUCACCUCUGAUACAGAAUUUUCUUGUCUUUAAUGUGAUGUACAUCUUUCAAUCUUUACUGCAUAAUAAAUGCCAUGAAAUAAAUGAAAUAAAAAUGUUCAGA
Messenger RNA from Ictidomys tridecemlineatus (thirteen-lined ground squirrel), 2159 nucleotides. RefSeq names its product G protein subunit alpha transducin 2 (gene Gnat2). The record is from RefSeq and is a predicted model, not a curated record. Gene Ontology annotation, cellular component: photoreceptor outer segment; heterotrimeric G-protein complex; photoreceptor inner segment. Lineage: Eukaryota; Metazoa; Chordata; Mammalia; Rodentia; Sciuridae. Gene Ontology annotation, molecular function: GTPase activity; G-protein beta/gamma-subunit complex binding; GTP binding. Gene Ontology annotation, biological process: adenylate cyclase-modulating G protein-coupled receptor signaling pathway; detection of chemical stimulus involved in sensory perception of bitter taste.